Corythoichthys intestinalis (scribbled pipefish) is the source of this 8837-nucleotide messenger RNA. RefSeq names its product plexin-A1-like. The record is from RefSeq and is a predicted model, not a curated record. The coding region runs from base 384 to 6071 and encodes 1895 amino acids. The transcript is spliced from 32 exons. Gene Ontology annotation, biological process: regulation of cell migration; regulation of GTPase activity; negative regulation of cell adhesion. Lineage: Eukaryota; Metazoa; Chordata; Actinopteri; Syngnathiformes; Syngnathidae. Gene Ontology annotation, cellular component: semaphorin receptor complex; plasma membrane. Gene Ontology annotation, molecular function: protein binding; semaphorin receptor activity.
CGAGCUGCAUUCCUCUUCUCUCCAGUCACACGCAGGGAGCCGCCGGAGCGAGAGUCACAGUCACUCCGUGACCAGAGUGGAAAUGUCUCCAAGUUUUGGAAUUUAAAUCAUGGCGAGGAUUUCUUCACUGCGGAUCACUUGACCGGGCUCACACCACGUUCCUCAGUGGAUGAUGUUCCUGAUGAUGGUGUGCAAUGCAGUGAACAGGACAGUGGAUCAAUAGAAGUGUUUGCUUCCCCACUUCAUUUUCCUGUCUUUGUUACAUAGUUCGCUUUGUUCCCUGAGAGUAGAAGAGAAAGACAAAAAAUUCUGACUUGGAAAACAAGUCUCAGUAUUCACACUCCUUCCCCUUCCCCCAAAUCUCUCCUUUGGAUAGCCCAAACAUGUACUCACAAGCUCGAUCAACAGUUUCCCCUGUUCUGGGGAAGCUGUUUCCUGCGUUCGGGCUUCUACUAAUCAUGACCUCAUCCUUAUGUGGAGGCCAGCCGCCAACUUUUAAACGAUUCACACCUGCGGAGUGGGGGCUUACACAUUUGACCAUUCACAACAAAACCGGGGAAGUCUACGUAGGUGCUGUCAAUUGGAUUUUCAAGCUGUCCAGCAACCUAACCAAGCUGCGUAGCCACAUGACUGGACCAGUGGUAGACAAUGAGAAGUGUUAUCCUCCACCGAGUGUCCAGUCGUGCCCUCAUGACCUGGCCCAGACACCCAACGUGAACAAGCUUCUACUCAUAGAUUAUGCCCAGAAUCGCCUCAUUGCAUGUGGUAGUACUUCGCAGGGAAUUUGCCAAUUUCUACGUCUGGAUGACCUCUUCAAGCUUGGUGAACCUCACCAUCGCAAGGAGCACUACCUGUCCAGUGUUGCAGAGUCGGGAACCAUGUCAGGAGUCAUUAUAAGCUCUCCUCAUAGUCAAACAAGCAAGUUGUUCAUCGGAACCCCCAUCGAUGGCAAGUCUGAGUACUUCCCGACCCUCUCCAGCCGAAAAUUAAUGGAGAACGAAGAAAACGCUGACAUGUUCAGCUUUGUGUAUCAAGAUGAGUUUGUAUCCUCUCAACUCAAGAUUCCAUCUGAUACUUUAUCCAAAUUCCCUGCUUUUGACAUAUAUUAUGUUUACAGCUUCAGCAGUGAACAAUUUGUGUAUUAUCUUACAAUGCAGCUGGAUACACAGCUCACUUCUCCUGAUGCCAGUGGCGAGCAGUUCUUCACCUCUAAAAUUGUACGCCUCUGUGUUGAUGACCCAAAAUUUUACUCCUAUGUUGAGUUCCCCAUUGGCUGUACCAAAGAUGGUGUUGAGUACCGCCUGGUUCAGGAUGCUUACUUGGCCCGACCAGGCCGUCAACUGGCAAACUCUCUGGGAAUCUCUGAGAAUGAAGACAUCCUAUUCACGGUCUUCUCGCAGGGUCAGAAGAAUCGUGCCAAACCACCCAAAGAGUCAGCCCUCUGCCUAUUCACCCUGAGGAGAAUAAAGGAGAAAAUCAAGGAAAGAAUUCAGUCUUGUUACAAGGGUGACGGGAAGCUCUCCUUACCAUGGCUUCUCAACAAGGAACUGGCGUGCAUCAACUCUCCUCUGCAGAUUGAUGACAACUUCUGUGGCCAGGACUUCAACCAACCUCUGGGCGGAACCAGCACCAUUGAGGGCAUCCCACUCUUCCUCGACAAAGAAGAUGGCAUGACCUCUGUGGCAGCGUAUGACUACCGUGGAAACACUGUGGCUUUUGCUGGCACGCGCAAUGGCAAACUGAAAAAGAUCUUGGUGAACUCUGUGAGUCCAAACCGCCCAGCAGUACUCUAUGAGAAGGUGACCUUAAGUGAAGGAGGAAGUCCCUUGCUGAGAGACAUGCUCUUUAGCCCUGAUCAGCAAUACCUCUACACACUGACUGAUAAACAGGUGGUGAGAGUUCCAGUGGAGAGCUGUGAGCAGUACACUACGUGUGGGGAGUGUUUAGGCUCCAGAGACCCUCACUGUGGAUGGUGUGUCCUCCACAAUGUCUGCUCACGAAAGGACCGUUGUGAAAGAGCGGGAGAACCCCAGAGGUUUGCAUCAGACCAGAGGCAGUGUGUGGAGCUCACCGUUCAGCCCAAAAAUAUUUCUGUCACCAUGUCUGAAGUGCAGCUGGUCCUUCAGGCUCGUAAUGUGCCUGAUCUAUCAGCGGGGGUCAACUGCUCCUUCGAGGACUACGUGGAGACCGAAGGACUGAUCCAAGGCGGAUAUAUUUACUGCCUUUCUCCAUCUGCUCGUGAUGUCAUUCCCAUCACACGGAACAAAGGUGACAAGCGUGUGGUGAAGCUUUAUCUGAAGUCCAAGGAAACGGGCAAGAAGUUCGCAAGUGUUGAUUUUGUCUUCUACAACUGCAGUGUCCACCAUUCCUGUCUCUCCUGUGUAAAUGGAUCAUUCCCAUGCUACUGGUGCAAGUAUCGUCACAUGUGUACCCAAAAUGCGAAUGACUGCUCCUUCCAAGAGGGACGAGUUAACAUGUCAGAGGACUGCCCACAGAUUUUGCCCUCAACACAGAUCUACAUCCCAGUGGGAGUGACCAAGCCCAUCACCUUAGCUGCCAAGAACCUUCCCCAGCCGCAAUCUGGGCAAAGGAACUAUGAGUGUGUGUUCCACAUCCAGGGGGAGACCCACAGUGUCCCCGCCCUGCGCUUCAACAGCUCAUCUAUACAGUGCCAGAAGACAGCGUAUACUUACGACGGCAAUGACAUCAGUGACCUGCCAGUGGAUUUGUCUGUGGUUUGGAAUGGAAACUUUAACAUUGACAACCCCUACAACAUAAAAGCUCACCUGUAUAAGUGCUAUGCACUGAGAGACAGCUGUGGGAUGUGUCUGAAGGCCAACCCUAGAUUUGAGUGUGGCUGGUGUGUGCAAGAGAAGAAGUGUUCCCUUAGGCAGGAGUGCGCUCCUACAGAGAGCACUUGGAUGCACGCCACCACGGGAAACAGCCGCUGUGCGCACCCCAAGAUCACCAAGCUAUUUCCCGAAACUGGGCCAAGGCAGGGAGGAACCAUGCUGACUAUCACCGGUGAGAAUUUGGGUCUCCAGUUCAAAGACAUCCAGAAUGGAGUCCGCAUUGGAAAAGUGGCCUGCAACCCUCAAGAAGACCAGUACAUCAGUGCUGAGCAGAUUGUGUGCCGACUGAAUGAUGCAACAGGUUACCGGGUGCAGGAGGCUCAAGUGGAGGUGUGCGUGAGGGACUGCAUUCAUCCCGACUACAAAGCAGUCUCCACCAAGGCUUUUACGUUUGUGUCUCCAUACUUCACGCGUGUCAGGCCAUCCACUGGACCGCUGUCUGGAGGUACAAGGAUCACCAUAGAUGGCAGUAACCUAAACGCAGGCAGUGCUGUGUAUGUAAAGAUUGGACUCCAUGCCUGCCGUUUUGAGAAGCGAAACAGCAGCGAGAUUGUAUGUGUGACCCCAGCCGGACUAGCUCCAGGCCCGACUCCGGUCAUGGUGGACAUCAACUCAGCCGAGCUGAGAAACCCGGAGGUCAGGUUCAACUACUCGGAUGAUCCCACCAUCCUGAAAAUUGAACCCGACUGGAGUAUUGCCAGUGGAGGGACCAUGUUAACCGUCACAGGAACUAAUUUGAUGACGAUCAAAGAACCCAAGAUGAGGGCUAAAUAUGGAGCUGCCAAGUCAGAAAAUAACUGCACCGUAGUCAACAACACAGUGAUGGUGUGCCUUGCUCCCUCCGUUGCCGGCUCUGACAAAGUUUUCUCCGAGAUGGGAAGCAGUCCAGAUGAAAUUGGCUUCAUCAUGGAUGAUGUGCAUUCUGUGCUGGUUGUCAAUGAGACAUUCAGCUACCAUCCAGACCCUGUGUUUGAACCUCUGAGCCCCAAUGGCAUGUUGGAGCUAAAGCCCAGUUCUCCACUAAUUCUCAAGGGCCGCAACCUGAUUCCUGCAGCGCCUGGAAAUACUAAGCUGAACUAUACAGUUUUGAUCGGGGAGACACCGUGUAUUCUCACCUUGUCUGAGAGCCAGCUCCUGUGUGAGUGGCCCAACCUCACUGGAGAACACAAAGUCACCGUGCGUGUCGGAGGCUUUGAAUACUCACCGGGGACCUUGCAAAUCUACUCGGACAGCCUUCUCACGCUGCCCGCUAUCAUUGGUAUUGGAGGAGGAGGCGGCCUGUUACUGCUGGUUAUUAUUGUGGUGCUUAUUGCUUACAAGAGGAAGUCCCGUGAUGCAGACCGCACCCUCAAACGACUCCAACUGCAGAUGGACAACCUGGAGUCCAGGGUGGCCCUUGAAUGCAAGGAAGCAUUUGCAGAACUGCAGACGGAUAUCCAUGAGCUCACUCAGGAACUUGAUGGAGCAGGAAUCCCCUUCCUGGACUACCGCACCUACGCCAUGAGGGUCCUCUUCCCUGGGAUUGAGGACCAUCCUGUUCUCAAGGAGAUGGAGGUCCCGGCCAACGUAGAAAAGGCCCUGACACUGUUCGGACAGAUGCUGACCAAAAAGCACUUCCUGCUCACGUUCAUCCGCACCCUUGAAGCGCAGCGGUCCUUUUCGAUGCGUGACCGCGGCAACGUGGCCUCUCUCAUCAUGACCGCGUUGCAGGGGGAAAUGGAGUACGCUACAGGCGUCCUCAAACAGCUCCUGUCUGAUCUCAUCGACAAGAACCUGGAAAGCAAGAAUCACCCCAAGCUCUUACUACGGAGGACGGAGUCAGUAGCGGAGAAGAUGCUUACCAACUGGUUCACCUUCCUACUUUACAAGUUCCUCAAGGAGUGUGCUGGGGAGCCUCUCUUCAUGCUGUAUUGUGCCAUGAAGCAGCAAAUGGAGAAGGGGCCGAUAGAUGCAAUCACUGGAGAGGCGCGCUACUCCCUCAGCGAGGACAAGCUCAUCAGACAGCAGAUUGACUACAAGACUUUGACGCUGCACUGUGUGAACCCAGAGAAUGAGAACGCUCCCGAGGUGACCGUAAAAAGUCUAAACUGUGACACGGUGACGCAGGUGAAAGAGAAGCUCCUCGAUGCCGUGUACAAGGGCACACCCUAUUCUCAGAGACCAAAGGCCUCCGAUAUGGACCUGGAAUGGAGACAAGGGAGGAUGGCUCGUAUUAUCCUCCAAGAUGAAGAUGUGACCACUAAGAUCGACAAUGACUGGAAGAGACUCAACACCCUGGCUCACUACCAGGUGACAGAUGGCUCCGUAAUUGCCCUGGUACCCAAGCAGAACUCUGCUUACAAUAUCUCCAACUCCUCCACAUUCACCAAAUCUCUCAGCAGAUACGGUACGAAAGAAGAGAGCAUGCUGAGAACAGCCAGCAGUCCAGACAGUUUGCGCUCCCGAACCCCAAUGAUCACCCCUGACUUGGAGAGUGGCACUAAACUGUGGCACUUGGUCAAAAACCACGACCACUCGGACCAGAGAGAGGGGGACCGAGGGAGCAAGAUGGUGUCUGAGAUCUACCUGACUCGGCUGCUGGCCACCAAGGGCACGCUCCAGAAGUUUGUGGACGACCUGUUUGAGACCAUCUUCAGCACAGCCCACAGAGGCAGCGCCCUGCCACUCGCCAUCAAGUACAUGUUUGACUUCCUGGAUGAGCAGGCCGACAAACACUCCAUCACGGACUCCGAUGUCCGGCACACUUGGAAGAGCAACUGCCUCCCCCUGCGCUUCUGGGUGAAUGUGAUCAAGAAUCCGCAGUUCGUGUUCGACAUCCACAAGAACAGCAUUACAGAUGCCUGUUUGUCCGUGGUGGCCCAGACCUUCAUGGACUCCUGUUCCACGUCCGAGCAUAAAUUAGGAAAGGACUCACCGUCCAACAAGCUGCUUUACGCUAAAGACAUCCCUAACUACAAAAACUGGGUGGAGAGGUACUACUCGGAUAUCUCAAGGAUGUCAGCCAUCAGUGACCAGGACAUGAGUGCCUACCUGGCGGAGCAGUCCCGUCUACAUGCCAACCAGUUUAACAGCAUGUCUGCCCUACAUGAAAUCUACUCAUACAUCGUCAAGUAUAAGGACGAGAUCUUGUCGGCGUUAGAGCGUGACGAGCAAGCGAGGAGGCAGAGGCUGCGCAGCAAGCUGGAGCAGGUCAUCGACACGAUGGCCCUGACGAGCUGAGGAUCGUCCGCCCAUCCGUCUCCCGCCCUUGCCCCGCUCCCACGCGCCACAAAGCAACCCCCCGACAAUACAACAAACACAAACUGCAAAAGCAUCGAAGCGGUAUACUGCAAAACUGACCGGGCUCGGCAGAGAUUGGCGGCUCUAUGUAUGCCUCCGUGUGUUCGUGUACGUGUGUGAUAGAGAGCGAACUUUUCCACAGCCUCCCGUCACGCAGAACGUGUGACUGAGAGCUUUCGGUUGCUGUGGAUGUUGUGUUCGAUGGAGUUUGGAGCAAAGACACAAAGAACUCCACGCCGGGGCCUGUGGUGCAUAACGGAGCCAAUAGAGACGAGCUUUGUGGCUCACGUGUUGGCUUUUUUUUCCUAUUUCAUUUGUUUUGUAUAAAUGUAACCAACUGCCCACUCUCUGAUCUCUCGCCACUUGUAUUACUGCUGAAUUUGCACAAUUUACAGAAACGCUACAAAGGAAGAAUAUAUAGAUGUUAUAUAUAAAUACAGCUACGUUUUUAAAGAAAGAUUAGGGAGAGAGCAGUUGUUUUUUUCCCCCCUCUUUGGUUUUAAUCAACACAAAAUCCAACGGUAAAUUUGAUAGCUGAAGUGCAAAGAAAAAAAAUGCUACAAAAACUGAAAAAAAAAAAAAGUCGUACUGUGCCAUGUUUCCUUUGAAUGUUGUUUAGUGCAAAGACAUUUUGUUAGGUGGAAUGUGCUACCGUAUGAUUUGAAAUAUGAACACGCCUUGUGACUGAAAUGAAACGUUUAAGACCGUCAGAAGAAGAAAAAAAAAUGACAAAAGACAGCGCGCGGUUAGUUUUACUGCGUCCACUUCAAACAGUGCAAUGUUUUGGGUUGGGAACACCAAAUACGCACUCAUAGGAUUGUUGCUUGACAUGCAUUUUCUCGUUUUCCGUUCAAUAAAGGCUCAGCUAUAAUCAACAAAAAGUCCAUCGGUGGCCUAGCACGCAUUUACUAAUGUAUACCGUAAUUUCCGAACUAAAAGGCGCAUCUGACCGUAAGCCAAAUUUGACACAAAAACGGGUAACACUUUUUUGAGAGCGGCAUCAUAAGACUGUCAGGACCAAAUGAACCACCAUGAAGCUUUGAACCAAUUGGCUGCAAAGUUUAAUUGCUUCAAGAAGCUUCAUUUGGCCAUUACUGCACCUUUGAGGGAGACAGUCAACCUGUACUGCCAACACUUGUCGUCCAACAUGCCUCCUAGCAUGCAUUGCAGCAGUACAGAUGGAAAUAACAAUCAAAAUGUAAUUUCUGCACUAAUUAUUUCUUCAGUUACUGUUCCAGUUGUUUCAUUCUCCUCAAUGUAUAUAAUGGGAUAUUUACACCAAAAGAUAAUCGAUAACACUUUUUUGACAGCGGCAUCAUAAGACUGCGAUAAGACCAAAUGAACCAACCUGAGGCUUUGAACAAAUUGACUGCAAAGCUUAAUUGCUUCAAGAAGCUUCAUUGUUCCCUUGAGGGAGACAGUCAACCUCUACUGCCACCUACUGUUAACACUGUUGUAGUCCAACAUGCCUCCUAGCAUGCAUUGCAGCGGUACAGAAUCAAAAUUCAUAUUCUGUCCUAAUUAUUUCUUCAGUUACUGUUCCAGUUGUUUCAUUCUCCUCAUUGGAUAUAAUUGGAUAUUUACACCAAAAGAUAACCGAUAACACUUUUUUGACAGCGGCAUCAUAAGACCAAAUGAACCAACCUGAGGCUUUGAACAAAUUGGCUGCAAAGCUUAAUUGCUUCAAGAAGCUUCAUUUGGCCAUCACUGUUCCCUUGAGGGAGACAGUCAACCUCUACUGCCACCUACUGUUAACACUGUUGUCGUCCAACAUGCCUCCUAGCAUGCAUUGCAGCGGUACAGAUGGAAAUAACAAUCAAAAUUCAUAUUCUGCCCUAAUUAUUUCUUCAGUUACUGUUCCAGUUGUUUCAUUCUCCUCAUUGGAUAAUAGGAUAUUCACACCAAAAGAUGACCCAUAACACUUUUUUGACAGCGCCAUCAUAAGACUGUCAUAAGACCAAAAGAACCACGAUGAAGGUUUGAACUAACUGGCUGCAAAGCUUAAUUGCUUCAAGAAGCUUCAUUUGGCCAUCACUGUUCCCUUGAGGGAAACAGUCAACCUCUACUGCCACCUACUGUUAACACUGUUGUCGUCCAACAUGCCUCCUAGCAUGCAUUGCGGCAGUACAUAUAUAAAUAACAAUCAAAAUUCAUAUUCUGUGGUAAUUCUUCAGUUGCUGUUCCAGUUGUUUCAUUCAUUGCUAGUUAUGGUGUUUGUUAACACUUUAUUUGACAUAAGACCGUCAUAAUUAUGACACUGCCAUGAUGAUUCAUAAAUGCUUAUGACAGAUAUCAUUUAGUGUCAAAUUAUCUCCCUUUUGAAUGGAUGUAAAAGAUCCGAGCUCGACAUAAAUGGAGUUUGUGAUAUAAUUUGCCGGAUUACUCUUAAUGACAUCUGUCAUAUGCAUUCAUUAAUGCUCAUGAUAGUGUCAUGUCAUAAUUAUGACGGUCGUAAUGCAGUCUUAUGACGCCGCUCUUAACCCAAUAAAUCAACAAAUAAGCCGCAGGAUUCAAAAUGAGAGGAAAAAAGUAGCUGCUAAUAGUCCGAAAAUUACGGUAAUCUGCCGAGUGGGGUCAGGUGCUGCUUAACUAUCGUGUUGAAAGUGGCAUCGAGACUUUUUUUUUUUUUUUUUUGCCUGAAGCAACAUGUUUUCAUGAUGUCUGCAACGUUGAUAGGGCUGAGUCUAUAUUAUGUGAAGGAGGUCA